GCAGACGCGAUGCUGCCGGCUCAAUGCAACCCAGGAUUCCUGGACGAAGUACCCCCAAGGAUCCGUAAAGUUUGUGCCGCCCUUUCCACGAUCAAUGAGCUUGGAUCCGCUAUGGAGAAUUAUAUCUAUGACAGAGUACUGAACGAUGGUAUUUCCCUGAUGGACAGUGGCAUCAAGCGUAAGGACGUUGAUCACGUGUUCCUGCGUUUCGGCAGACGUCGUUAAUCACCAGCUAUUGGUCUCUGCAAUACCAUAUUCUUCAUCGGAAAUGGAAACGAGUCAGUUAUUGAAGCUCAUCUUAGCGGUAACGUCCGCAUUCUAAUUAUCGACGUGUAAUCAAAAACUAAAAAAGUAAAAAAGAACACGC
This is a messenger RNA of Ceratosolen solmsi marchali, 367 nucleotides long. RefSeq names its product neuropeptide receptor myosuppressin (gene Ms). The record is from RefSeq and is a predicted model, not a curated record. The annotation marks the transcript as partial. The transcript is spliced from 2 exons. NCBI's taxonomy places the organism in Eukaryota, Metazoa, Arthropoda, Insecta, Hymenoptera, Agaonidae.